This is a messenger RNA of Fukomys damarensis (Damara mole-rat), 1300 nucleotides long. It is a transcript of the gene Plekhj1, whose product is annotated as pleckstrin homology domain containing J1. Gene Ontology annotation, cellular component: early endosome; recycling endosome; trans-Golgi network. The coding region runs from base 425 to 919 and encodes 164 amino acids. Gene Ontology annotation, biological process: receptor recycling; retrograde transport, endosome to Golgi; endosome organization. The transcript is spliced from 6 exons. The record is from RefSeq and is a predicted model, not a curated record. Lineage: Eukaryota; Metazoa; Chordata; Mammalia; Rodentia; Bathyergidae.
GCUCUCGCGAGAGAACGAGCUGAGCCUCUUUAAUAAAUUACUGCUCCCCAACUUCGCCUGUCUAUACAGGGAAGGGGCCAGGAAAUUGAGGGCGGGCAGAACCAACCAAAGAGAAGGCCUAUCGGCCGUGUGGGUGCUGUGAAUCUGUCCCACUCCAAAUUCAGUGUAUUUUAUGGUUAUAUACAGACCCUCAAUUUCCUGUACUACUUGUCCACGCUGCGCCCGCACGCUCGCGCCACCCAGCGGUGGAAUGUUGGAACGGCCGACCAACAACGCGUAGGCUCCAUAGCUUUGGCGGUGCUUCCGGAUUGGUGCCCUGAGACUUUUGUGGCGCAGGCCGCGGUAGAACCCGGGACGGUGGCCGGGAAGGAGUGCGAGGCGAACCAGUCCGCGUUCUCUUUCCCGGAUCCUCACGGCUGCUACUAUGCGGUACAACGAGAAGGAGCUACGGGCCCUGUCGCAGCAGCCGGCCGAGAUGGCGGCCGAGUUGAGCAUGCGAGGACCCAAAAAAGGCAGCGUGGCCAAGAGGAGGCUGGUGAAGCUGGUUGUCAACUUCCUGUUCUACUUCCGCACCGACGAGGCUGAGCCCCUCGGAGCCCUACUUCUGGAGCGCUGCCGAGUCGCGCAGGAAGAGCCCGGAGGCUUCUCCAUCAGCUUCAUCGAGGACCCAGAGAGGAAGUAUUAUUUUGAGUGCUGCACCCAGGAGCAGUGUCAGGAGUGGAUGGAGGCUCUGCGUCGGGCCAGCUAUGAGUACAUGCGGAGAAGCCUCAUCUUCUACAGGAACGAGAUCCGCAAGAUGACAGGCAAGGACCCCCUGGAGCAGUUCGGCAUAUCUGAGGAGACCAGGUUCCAGCUGAGCAGCUUGCCAAGGGACAGGCGGGCGUCUUGCGUCGGCACUCAGCUGGAUGAGCUGGACUAACCCUAUGCUGGGCCCUGACCUGGGUCCCCUGGCCGCACGAGGGCUUGCCCUGGGGUGUUUGGGCAGGGGCUGCAUUUUUGGAGAAACUCAGCAAGCACCCCUUCCCUGUGCCUUGGAACCCACCAGCGGGUUGCCACACUCUGCUGCUAGGCGAAGUGCCCAGCCCCUCCCUCCCAUGCCCCCACUGAGGACUGGGUGGGCAACUGACUGGCGAGGCCCUCCUGUCCUCUGCCAGCUGAAUGUACAAAGCUAAGGGAAGCUGUGAAUAGUGAGCCUCUCCCCCGCCGGCUGUGAACUCCACUGCUGCUGAUGGGGGGCAGGGUGGCCUGGCCCUGGGUCACUGCACUCACUGUGUUCAAUAAAGGUACCUCUUUUUGUAAA